Molecule: messenger RNA, 1931 nt
Organism: Eublepharis macularius
Lineage: Eukaryota; Metazoa; Chordata; Lepidosauria; Squamata; Eublepharidae
Gene: FGL2
Product: fibrinogen like 2
Exons: 2
Coding region: 24-1397 (457 amino acids)
Source: RefSeq, a predicted model, not a curated record
CAGCAACCAGCUACCCUGUAUAAAUGUUGCUGAAGCUUUGUGUGCUUCCUCACUGGGCUAGCUGCUCCGAGAAGAUGAAGUUUGUUUUCUUGAUCCUGUUUGAGGCAGCUGUAUUGCUUUUUACAUACGGCUCUGGACUAAGGAAGGACAGAACCGAGAGUGCUCAAGAAGAAAAAGUGAUCGAGGCUUGCCCUAUCAAGCUCCAAGCCAGCGAGAAAUGUGAUGAAGGAGAUGAAUGCCCGUACCAGAUAACCUUGCCGCCAAUGACCAUCCAGCUACCCAGGCAGUUUCAACUGAUUGAGCAAACCCUCAGAGAAGUGGAGAUCCUUAAGGAAGCAGUAAACAACUUGAAGAAGACCUGCCAAGACUGCAAGCUGCAAGCUGAUGACAACCAAGAUGUAGACAGCAAUGAGUUCCUGCCACCUGAAACAGACCCCCUGACAGACCACAGCAAACCACAAGACAACCGAGUGCCAGAACUGCAAAACAUGGUCUCCAAACUGUCAACUAGCCUGAAGAAGGCAAAGACUGAGAUCCACUCAUUACAGGGUCGGCUGGAGCAAAUGAACCUCAUCAAUAUGGACAAUGUGGAAAACUACGUGGACAGCAAAGUAGCCAACUUGACAUUUGUUUUGAACAGUUUGGAUCACAAAUGUUCGUCAAACUGCCCAGCCGAACAAUCAAAUGCAGCUAUGCAACUUCUACAAAGAGACUGUGCUGAUUAUUUUGCCUUGGGCAAAAGACAGAAUGGAAUCUACAGAAUUAUUCCUGAUCCAAGAAACUCUAGCUUUGAGGUUUACUGUGACAUGGGAUCAAUGGGAGGUGGUUGGACAGUGAUCCAGAUGCGUCAGGAUGGCAGCACAAACUUCAACAGGACAUGGAAUGAAUACAAGAAUGGUUUUGGAAACCUAAGCAGAGAGUUCUGGCUAGGGAAUGACAAAAUUCACCUUCUGACCAAAAGUAAGGAAAUGCAACUGAGGAUUGAACUUGAAGAUUUCAAUGGAGUCAAAGAAUAUGCAAAGUAUGAGCAGUUUUAUGUGGCCAAUGAAUUUCUCAAAUACCGCCUGAGCAUCAGCGGCUACAGUGGCACAGCGGGGGAUGCCUUGCACUUCAGCAAAUAUUACAACCAUGAUCAAAAGUUCUUUACCACUCCAGACAGAGACAAUGAUAGAUAUCCAUCUGGAAACUGUGGGGCAUAUUACAGCUCUGGCUGGUGGUUUGAUGCCUGCUUGGCUGCCAACCUAAACGGCAAAUAUUAUCACAAAAAAUACAGAGGUGUUCGAAAUGGGAUUUUCUGGGGCACAUGGUCUGGCCUUUCAAAUGAUAUUCCAAGUGGUUAUAGACAGCCUUUUAAAAAAGUUAAAAUGAUGAUCAGACCUAAGAUCUUUAUGUCAUAAAUUACACUGGAUUAUUAGAAACAACAACAAAAAGAUAUUUUUCUCACUAUUGACACCUUCCUCUGAAUUUGAGUGUACCUCUGAGUUUACAAAUUGUUUUUAUUGCAUUCUAAAAUAUUUCUGCAUACAGAAAUGUAUUAUAACUUGUCCAAAAACACACUGCCAUAUUUUUUUUCUUAAAUUUUGAGUGUGCAGGCAACCAUUUAUAAUUUUUGUAGCAAGAAAAAAAGUUUCCUCUUGAUUCAUGCUUUGGGUUUAACCACACUUUGUAACACUGACACAAAAUAAUCCCACUAUUUCAGCGUCUUUAUCAUGGCCUAUGCCAGCCAUAUGGCUGCAAGCUGGAUGUACAUCUGAGAAACAAACAUGCAGUUCUAAAGUUUUUACUGCUCCAUCUUCAGAUUAUUGUUAACCUCCUCCAAAACUACUGUAAAAACUCAAGUAUUCCAGAGCAAUUGAUCUGCAUUCACCUGUCUAUUACUAAAAUACUUGUUAUGUAAAUAAAUCAGAGGACCUAAUUCCUUGUCAUGGGUA